Messenger RNA from Bombus terrestris (buff-tailed bumblebee), 1239 nucleotides. RefSeq lists its product as uncharacterized. The transcript has 8 exons. The record is from RefSeq and is a predicted model, not a curated record. The coding region runs from base 1 to 1239 and encodes 412 amino acids. NCBI's taxonomy places the organism in Eukaryota, Metazoa, Arthropoda, Insecta, Hymenoptera, Apidae.
AUGGGGUAUCGCGGCGGCCCUGGAGGAGGAGGACGCGGAGAAUGCGAGAGGGUCUGCGCUGGAAUGGGAAUCGGAGGUGGGAUUCAGAGCAAAGUGAGAUGCUCGGAACAGUGGAUGGAGGUUGACAUCGUAAGGAGUAGUCCGCAAGCGAGGAUAUAUCUGCAACAGAUGAAGGACUUUCCAGACGAAGCUUGCAAACCUCGGCUUAGCAACGGCGUCGCCACGUUCCGAUUACCGCUCUUAGAGCAGGACAUGUUGCGAUGCGGUAUCACUAGAGUCGUUAACAAAGUCACGGGUCAGAAGGUGUACUUUCAUCGGAUAAUAGUGGAGGAGCCGGCGGAUUCCAGCAAGCACACGUUCACCGUAAAGUGUGUUAUCACCGAAGUCGUUGUGAAACCUGGAAUCUCGAUCGCAACCAAUCACACCGCGGUUCGACGCAGCGUUCUUCCAGCAGGUUUCCAGGAACCCGACGUGAUCGACAUCAGGGGAGAGAUUUCCGAGUCGGCACCGGUACCGAUAUUGGGAGUCGGCGUCCGGCAAGGUGGCAAUCUCGUUACCGGGGAACUGAACGUUAGCCCAGGUACGCCUUUGCAGAUGGAGAUCUUCCUGGACAAUGGCUCUGCUCCCGUUUAUGGACUCUUGGUUACUUAUAUGUUGGUCACUGAUACCAAGACACAGGAGGAGACUAUUAUUAUCAACGGCUGUUCCGUGGACCCAUAUCUGUUCGAAAAUUUCAACACGGUGGAUGGAGACUUUCUAACAGCGAAAUUCCGAGCUUUCAAGUUUCCAGAGAGCACCUACGUCCAAUUUCGUGGUACUGUUAACGUUUGUUUGGACAAAUGCCAAGGGAUCGAGUGCAGCAAUGGUCAAAUUGGAUUCGGCAGGAAGAGAAGAGCCAUCGACGUCUCAAAUACUGACAAUAACAAGCUGUUUGAAGUGACUAUGUCUGCUCUCAUUAAAGUGGAUUUCGAGGAAGACGCAGUGGUCGAUAAAGCCUUAUCCGAGUUAUACAUUAGAAGAGGAAAGAACAGGACAAAAGCCAGAGCUGUGAUCGCGGAAGAAGUGAGAGAGCAACCAGCUCCGACCACGAUUAGGACGGAAGAAAGAGCUUUCAUAGCGCAAGAGGUUAAAGAACAGUUCAAAUACAAGGUUACCGAGACGGAGAUAAACGGCUCGUCGUGUAGAACCGCGGUUGUAACUUUCGUUCUCGUUCUGUUCUGUCUCUGCAAAUUUUUGUAA